AUGGACAUCAAGCCGUGUGAGGGCGGAUAUGAAAGUAAGACUAGAGUGGGAAAGGAAGGCUUGGCGCGGCUUCCUUUGCUUGGCUCAUUGCGGUUUGACAUUGACUUGUUUGGUUCUGGGUCAGAUCUGUUUGGCUCUGCUCUGCUCUUCUCUGUUCUGCUCGGUGAUGAUCCGAUCGGUUAA
Messenger RNA from Penicillium cosmopolitanum, 183 nucleotides. RefSeq lists its product as uncharacterized. The record is from RefSeq and is a predicted model, not a curated record. The coding region runs from base 1 to 183 and encodes 60 amino acids. NCBI's taxonomy places the organism in Eukaryota, Fungi, Ascomycota, Eurotiomycetes, Eurotiales, Aspergillaceae. The transcript has a single exon.